This is a messenger RNA of Podarcis raffonei (Aeolian wall lizard), 1955 nucleotides long. RefSeq names its product carnosine N-methyltransferase 1 (gene CARNMT1). Bases 103 to 1422 code for a protein of 439 amino acids. Gene Ontology annotation, molecular function: S-adenosylmethionine-dependent methyltransferase activity. NCBI's taxonomy places the organism in Eukaryota, Metazoa, Chordata, Lepidosauria, Squamata, Lacertidae. The transcript has 8 exons. The record is from RefSeq and is a predicted model, not a curated record.
UCUUUCUGCGCGUGCGCGCGCGGCCUGAGGCGGGAGGAGGAGCCGGCGCCGCCGUGCAGGCGAGAGGCGGGCGGCGACGAUGCUGACGGCGGGCGCUCCCCUAUGAAGCAGGAAGCGCGCGCCAGGAGCGUCAGCCGUUGGGCGUCGGGAGGAAGAGGGAUGUCCGCCGCCGCGUGCGCUCUGUCCCGGAAAAGGCAGCUGCCGCCGGCGGGGAAGGCGAUGCGCAGGGGGGGCCGGCGGAGCGGGCCCGGCGGAGAGGCCGAGGAGGCGGACGGGGAAGCGGCGCUCGGCGGCGAGGGGCAGCAGGCUCCGCCGCCCCCGCAGACACAGCCGGCGGCCGAGGGCGGAAAGGAGGAGGAGGAGUUGGAGAGGGAGCACUUCCGCAGAAUCAUCAACGCCUUCCGUUACUACGGAAUUAAUAUGCAUGAAAGAGUCAAUCGUGCAGAAAGACAGUUCAGAUCCCUUCCAGCCAUUCAACAGAAAUUGCUUCCUCAAUUCCUUCCUCAUCUUGACAAGAUUCGGAAAUGUAUUGACCAUAAUCAAGGAAUCUUGCAGACAGUUGUGAAUGACUGCACACACAUGUUUGAAAAUAAAGAAUAUGGUGAUGAUGAAAAUGGAAAAAUUACACCGGCUUCAACUUUUGAUAUGGAUAAAUUAAAGUCCACCCUGAAGCAAUUUGUAAGAGACUGGAGUGAAACUGGGAAACCGGAGAGAGAUUCCUGCUAUCAGCCAAUCAUUAAUGAAAUUGUAAAGAACUUUCCAAAAGACAGAUGGGAUCUCUCCAAAGUUAAUAUCCUGGUACCUGGUGCUGGGCUAGGUAGAUUGGCCUGGGAAAUAGCUAUGCUUGGUUAUACUUGCCAAGGAAAUGAAUGGAGCCUCUUUAUGCUCUUUUCUUCUAAUUUUGUACUCAACAGAUGCUCUGAAACUAAUUCAUACAAACUAUAUCCCUGGAUACAUCAGUUUAGCAAUAACAAGAGAUCUGCUGAUCAGAUACAGCCAGUUUAUUUCCCUGAUGUUGAUCCUCACAGUCUUCCUCCUGAUGCAAACUUUUCUAUGACAGCGGGAGAUUUUCAAGAAAUCUACUCUGAGUGUAAUAUAUGGGACUGCAUAGCAACCUGCUUCUUCAUAGACACGGCACAUAAUGUCAUAGACUACAUUGACACAAUAUGGAAAAUACUCAAACCAGGAGGAAUAUGGAUCAAUUUAGGUCCUCUUCUUUACCAUUUUGAAAAUUUAGCAAAUGAAUUAUCUAUUGAGUUAAGCUAUGAAGAUAUAAAAAGUGUUAUAUUGCAAUAUGGAUUCCAUAUAGAGGUGGAGAAUGAAUCUGUUUUGACCACAUAUACUGUGAAUGAGCUAUCUAUGAUGAAAUAUUACUAUGAAUGUGUGAUGUUUGUGGUUAGGAAACCAGGAAGCAGCGUCUGAAGUGGAUUAUCCAAGAAGAAAAAUGCACAGUGGCUUCUGGAAUUAUGACUGAACACAACCUCAUAUCAGUGGUGCCUUUUUAUCCAUCGCAGAAUGUAGCUCUGUUGUCUAUUUUUUUAAUCUAUCCUAUAAUCUCCAGAUGUGUACUUCUGGAUAUUUGUAUCUGCGUAAUGAACAUAGAGAGCAAACACUCCUGUAUCAUUUCUUCAAAUUCUGAUUAAUGUUUUUUUCUGACUGGUAAUAAUUUGCAAAUACCAUUAUUAACACUUGCAGUUCUCUGUAAGGUAUAAAAUGGUCUACUUUAAGUUUUCUUUGAAAUAAUAUCUAACGUCAUAUUGGAUACACAAUUCAUUUCUUGUCCCAUGUUGUACAGAAAACAAGACCACUCCUCAUCUUAGCAUAUUUAAUUACUAUUUGGGUGACUUUUGAAAUUUUGAUCUUCCGCAGUCUGAUAAGCAGCAUCAUGUGAACUUGGUCUUCUACUGUAAAAAUGUAAAGAGUUUAUAAAAAUAACACGUGCAUUCACAAGAAAA